Lachancea dasiensis is the source of this 966-nucleotide messenger RNA. NCBI's taxonomy places the organism in Eukaryota, Fungi, Ascomycota, Saccharomycetes, Saccharomycetales, Saccharomycetaceae. The record is from the annotation of a GenBank genome assembly.
AUGUGCGAAGAUAAGCAAAUACAGCAACAACAUCAAAGAACAAUGAAUAAAGUUCGUUCAAUAUGGAAGUCUUUUACGGCCUUAGAACAAAGCGAGGGCGUUGGCGCUAAGGUUAGAAGAGCAAUUGGCACUAUGCAACUUCGUAAUUUCACACCAUUUUUGAUGCUCGAUCACUUUACCGUUGCUCCUCCCGCAGGAUUCCCAGAUCACCCGCACCAUGGACAGGAAACUAUCACCUAUGUCUUGGGGGGUAUGAUCGCACACGAAGACUUUACAGGCUCCCAUGGAGUUCUCCGAAAGGGAGAUCUACAAUUUAUGACUGCUGGAAAAGGGAUCGUACACUCAGAAAUACCAGUAAAAUUGGACUCCAAUGAGCCAGCAGUUGGGCUACAACUAUGGGUGGAUUUGCCUGCUCAUUUGAAGAACUGUGAGCCUCGUUAUAGAGACCUACGGCAAAGCGAGACGCCUGUAGCCAGGCCACACGAUAAUCUAGAGGUCCGUGUCAUUAGCGGUAACUCCUACGGUGUUGAAUCGCUUCAUGAGCUUGCAUACACCCCCGUAAGUUUUUACCACUUUAUCACGUCCAGCGCUGGUACCAGCUUUACGCAGGCAUUUCCCGACAACUUCAACUCCUUCAUGUAUGUUCUCAAGGGUGCUGUUAAGGUUAAUGGUAAAGUUUUUCCGCAGUACUCGUCUAUCUUUUUUAAAGCCGAUGGGUCUCAUGUAGAAGGUGUGAGUGCCUCGGAUAAUGCUGAAUUUGCGUUGAUUGGGGGUGAAAUACUUGAUCAACCGGUAGUCCAAUAUGGGCCGUUUGUAGAAACUUCCAGAGAGAAGAUCUUAGAAGUUUUUGAUAACUACCAAUCCGGGCUCAAUGGUUUUGAGAAUGCUCCCGGCUGGAGCUCAUCUAUAUCACAUGGUAUCGCUGAAGAUCGGGUCGCUGACUUUGAGGAAGUUGCCGACCAUUAA